Cavenderia fasciculata is the source of this 2127-nucleotide messenger RNA. RefSeq lists its product as uncharacterized. Gene Ontology annotation, molecular function: deoxyribonuclease II activity. Lineage: Eukaryota; Evosea; Eumycetozoa; Acytosteliales; Cavenderiaceae. Gene Ontology annotation, biological process: apoptotic DNA fragmentation. Bases 1 to 2127 code for a protein of 708 amino acids. The transcript is spliced from 4 exons. The record is from RefSeq and is a predicted model, not a curated record.
AUGAACAACUAUUUAUAUUUAUUUAUACUUGCAGUUGUUCUUGUUGUUGUGAUUACUAGUACCACGCAUGUUGUUGUUGUUGAAUCAGCACCAGUAACAUGUCAAAGAGAUUCAUUACUCACAGGACAACAGAAUCAAGAUGUAGAUUGGUGGUUAAUCAUCAAGUUGUCAAUGGGUGAUUUAUACCUCUACUAUGAUUCUGAUAUGAAAGAAGAACAAUUUUUGCAAGGUAAAUUCCUAAGAUCAAGGUAUAGUGCAUUUGGACAAGCAUUAAAAACCAUUGAAGAUGAUGCAAAUGAUUAUAUUGGUUUUAAUGAUGAUUUUGGACACAGGGAUGCCGAGAAAACAAAUUCAUUUGGUUAUUAUAAUCAUGAAAAGGGUAUUAUUGCUUGGGAUGAUAAUCAAGGUAUUUACAUUCAACACUCGAUUCCAAAGUUUCCAAAUGGUGGUGGCUACUUUAAACAAAACAAGGUUGACAGAUUUUUCACGAUCGAUCCAAAACCAGACUAUCCAGAUGAUCAAGACAACUUGGAGUUUCUAAGGUUCGGUCUACUUGGAUGGCCAUGGGCCCAAGAUGGAGGUGGGUAUUAUUCAAUGCUUCCAUCUAAUAUAAUGGGUGAUCGUACGUGUUCCCAAACCGGGAAGGGUAUGUACCCAAAAAACCUUGCUGGGAUUGGUCAAAUGUUAAAGAAUUUUAAUUUACCUGGCAAUGCACCACACCCUCAACCACAAGAUACUGCCAAUAUAUUAAAAUCAGCUACCUAUGCUCAACAUAUAUUAUGUAUGUCUUUGGAUGCUCAAAAUUUUCACAAAAUAAUGGAUUUAUUUAAAAAUAUGAUGCCAAACAAGUGGAAAACAAUGCCUGAAAAAAUGUUGUUUGUAACAAAGACAGGUAUACAAGAAGAGUUUGUAUAUAAACCUGAAGAGUAUCUUACAAGAGACGGUGUAUAUACUUGGUCGAUGGAUCAUAGAGGUGAUGCUACAAAGAAGAUUUAUCUUAUGGGCAAAUACUUUGGACCCGAUAAGAAUCUUUGGAAUGACGGUUUGUUUUGGGCCGACAAGUCUUGUAAUCCACAAAGCAAAGAUCAAGCAACAAGGGAAGCCAAUCAACCAUGUAUUCCAACUUGGGUAGAAGGUGGUCUUUCUCCAUUAACAUUAUCCACACACUACUACUUGGGAGCCAAAUAUGAUCCGGAAAAAUUCAAAUUCCCAAAAUUCACAACUACAUUUAAACAUGGAACCAAGUCACAAUUAUUCGCUUGGGGUGCUGGUUAUGGAGAAGGAGCAGAUCAUAGCAAGAUUGCAUUUAUUGAAGAUCCAAAUCAUCCAAAUUACGAUUUAUGGAAUGUUUGUUUUAGUGGUUCAAAUUUAAAACAAACAAAGGGUUCAGUAUUGGUUUGUUUUAAAAAAGAUUCAUUGGUGAAAGCAUUUAUUAAUCUUCAAGAGGGGGCACAAGAAUCAAUUAAAAGUUGGAGUGAAGAGACAAAGGGGGCAGAUGGAAAACCAUGGACGAUCUAUCAAUCAUGGGAUCCAGAGGGGGACUUUGCCAAAUAUUAUAGGUAUCAUAGUCCCCAAUUGGCAUGUAAUGCUGUCAGAGGUGUCACGAAUCCUCAUUUAUUGACACCAGAAACAUUUUCAGAAGAAAAGUAUGAUAAGAUACUACAUUACACAACUAUUUUCGAACACUAUCUUUGGACAAGACAACCCAACCCUUCAAAAAACCCUAUUACAACGUUGGAGAAAUUCUAUGCUGUUCAUAAUUUGGAAAGACCUCAACCGGCAUUCACUGCUAUGAUGGGCAGAUCCCCUCCUACAAGGAAUCCAAAUAAAGAAUCUCCACUAAAGAAACAGAGAACAGGUCUCUCUCCAACAGAAGAGAAGAAAGAAGAGAAGAAAGAAGAGAAGAAAGAAGAGAAGAAAGUUGAACCAAAGGUAGACUCACUAAGACAACGCUAUAUGAAUCUUCCUAGAAACUUCAGACAAAACAAGCAACUCGAAUUAAAAGCAAAUGAAGCCAAUACAAAACGUUUUGUUUGUGCUGGUGGACAAGUCAUUAAUAUAGUUGGUCAAGCUACUCAUCAAGAAACUGUUGAUAGAUGUAAUAGUCAAAAUAACGGCGGUCAAUAA